Rubroshorea leprosula is the source of this 2020-nucleotide messenger RNA. The record is from the annotation of a GenBank genome assembly. NCBI's taxonomy places the organism in Eukaryota, Viridiplantae, Streptophyta, Magnoliopsida, Malvales, Dipterocarpaceae.
ACUGUCUUUCGUCCACCACCAUGAUCCUCCCCUUCAUCCUCCCCUUCUUCUUCUUCCUCUUCUCUUCCCACUUAGACACGGUGGUUUCCACCCAUUGCACCACCGUCACUGCCAUCAAGACCUUCCAAAAAUGCAUCACUCUCCCCACCCAACAAGCCUCUAUAGCAUGGACCUUCCAUCCCCACAAUGCCACAUUAGACCUUUGCUUCUUUGGCACAUUCAUUUCUCCCUCGGGUUGGGUCGGAUGGGGUAUCAAUCCAGCCUCCCCAGAAAUGACCGGAACUCGUGCACUUGUUGCCUUCCCAGACCCUAACUCCGGCCAAUUGGUCUUGCUUCCAUACAUUCUAGACCCAACUGUCAAGCUCCAAAAAUCUCCUCUCCUCUCCCGCCCCCUUGAUAUCCAUUUAAUUUCUUCCUCCGCCACCUUGUAUGGCGGUAAAAUGGCUACAAUUCACAACGGCGCCACCGUUCAAAUUUAUGCCACGUUAAAGCUCAUACCCAACAAGACCCGCAUCCACCACGUGUGGAACCGCGGACUUUACGUCCAAGGUUACUCCCCCACCAUCCACCCCACCACCUCCAACGACCUCUCCUCCAUCACCACGUUUGACGUUCUUUCAGGCUCCGCCGCAGCCCAGCACAGCAACGCCAGAUCACUCAAAAUCGUUCACGGCAUUCUAAACGCCUUCUCCUGGGGAAUCUUACUCCCAAUCGGUGCCGUCACCGCGCGCUACCUCCGCCAUGUGCAAUCCCUAGGACCCACAUGGUUCUACAUUCAUUCCGGAAUUCAAUUAUCCGCAUUCUUCCUCGGGACCGUGGGGUUCGCAAUCGGAAUCAGACUGGGUGAGCUCUCCCCUGGCGUCGUGUACGGACUCCACAGAAAGCUCGGGUUUGCAGCGUUCUGUUUGGGGGCACUUCAGACCCUGGCCCUGCUUUUCCGACCAAAGACGACGAACAAAUUCCGGAAAUACUGGAAAUCGUAUCACCAUUUUGUUGGGUACUCCUGCGUAGUGCUUGGCGUCGUGAAUGUCUUUCAAGGGUUUGAAGUAAUCGGGGAAGGGAGAUCAUUAGCGAAGUUGGGGUAUUGUCUGUGCCUGUCGACGUUGAUCGGAAUCUGUAUAGCGAUGGAAGUGAAUUCGUGGGUGAUUUUCUGUAGAAAAUCGAAGGAGGAGAAGCUGCGGAGGGAGGGUUUGAUUGGAGGGUCCGAGAAAGGAAGUGGAAUUCAUUCCAUUGUUGAGUAAUUUUGCAACUGAGUAUCCUUUCUGGCAGUUCCACACACCGAUCUGCACAAUAUAUUUUUAAUUUUUAAAAUUUAAAUUAAGGGUUUAAAAUUUUUGGAAUCUACAAAUAGCAAAUAAUCCUUUUGAUAUUUGCUGUAGGUUGAACUUCUAUUACUAGUAACAAUCUUUGUUGUUUGAACCGAAAUCCCAGAACUGUAUGGAGAAACAUCUUUUCAAUUUGUAGUUAGGAAACUCCAAAAAGUGUUUUACUAAAUAUAUUUAAUGAAAUGUUUUUUUAAAAUUAUUUUACUAAUAAUAUUUAAUAAUUUGGGGACUCAAAUUGUAAUUUUAUUUUUCAGUUUCAUCCGAAAAACAUAAAUCUCAAAUUUAAUUUCAAACUAUUGCAGUUUUCUAUCUGAAAAUUGCAGAGAAUUAGAUUUUUAAAAUAAUUAAGAAAAAGAAAAUGGCAGAAUUAGUUGAAGAGAAAGAACAUCAAAACAGGGUGGAAACAUGGAAGACACUUUGUGGGCUUGGUUAGCUGGUUUAGGUAGUUUUUUCGGCCUCUAGCUUUAGAAAAUGAAGUCCUUGGAUUUUACAGGUUGUUGGGCUACAUUUAAGUUGGUAUAACACAUUCACUUUUAGUAAAUGAUAGGCUAAGGUCUUUUAUGGGUGUUUGCCUUUCCGUAUUAGAAAUGGGUCCGAAACCAAUUCCAGCCUGAAAAGUAAGGAUGACAAUUUUUCCCCUUUUUUGGUAGGGCUUCAGAGGGAUCCUGUUGUGGGAAUAAGGGCUUUUUUUUUUU